AUGAUCAGUGACGAGUUGGUUAAAGAACGUGUUACACUUUUGUAUAAAGUUUUACAAGAAAACCCAGAAGCAGUCAAUGAGUUUUAUGAAAAAGAUGCUGUUUUAGAGAUUCAAUUCGAAAAUAACAAAACAAAAACAACAGAAAAAUAUAAUGAAACACUUGUUAAAGGCGAUCAUACUGUAAUGCGCUCAGAUGGUAUUCAAAUUGGCAAUGAAAUCACUGGCCAUACUUCAGGAUACGUAAAAAUCGAGGAUAAAUUCUACCAAUCAAACGAAAUGUUUGUUUUUUCUGCAUCAGCAAGUCCAAAAGUUUUAUAUCAAUCAUCAUUCUAUGCUCCAGUCGAAAAUCCAGAUUGGAAACCUGUUGAGCCACCAAAACCAGAGCCAAAACCAGAGCCUAAACCAGAACCCAAGAAAGAACCAGAGCAAAAACCAGCAGAAGAAGUCCACGAUCCUUCACAAUUAAUGUACAACAGAACAAUCUUAGCUUCAAACCUUACAUUCGGUAAAGAAACAGAGAUUGUAAGAGAAAGAUUCGAGAAACACUUCCAAGUUACUAAAUUCUGCACUUCUCACGGCCAAACUUUGGUCGAAUUCCAAAACCCAGCUGAUGCAAUUAGAGUAUUAGAACGUGGUAACUUCAACUGGGCUGGCAGAAACAUUAGGAUUAAAGGAAUGCCACAAGGAUUUACAUUUGAUAAGAAAGAAUAA
This is a messenger RNA of Trichomonas vaginalis G3, 711 nucleotides long. Its product is annotated as RNA-binding domain, RBD family-containing protein. Gene Ontology annotation, molecular function: nucleic acid binding. The transcript has a single exon. The record is from RefSeq and is a predicted model, not a curated record. NCBI's taxonomy places the organism in Eukaryota, Parabasalia, Trichomonadida, Trichomonadidae. The coding region runs from base 1 to 711 and encodes 236 amino acids.